AUGAACACAGCGAAGUCUUCAAGUGAAGCUCAGGACAAAAUGCAAGUGGAAAAACUACAAGACACAAAUGAGCGCCUUUCUGUUAAAGUGGACUACUUGGAGAGCAGAGUCGCUCAUCUGUCAACCUCCAACACAGACCUGUCCACCAGGCUCGUCCAAAGUGAAGAGGAGAAGCUGAAGAUAUCAAAGGAGCUUGUUGAGGAGAAGGUUCAAAUAAACAAGAUGAGAGCUCAGUUUGAGGAAGAGACAUUUCAGCUGAAAAACAAGAUACUGAACCAGAAAGGGGAGUUAACAGAACUGGAAACAGAGCGAGACAAAUUGCUUGUGGAGAUCCAGUCAGCACAGGGUCAUCCAAAAGUCUUUGAAAACAACAGCCAAGAGUACGCAUCGCUCAAGAAGAACUACCUCUCUCUAGCUGAGGCCCACCACAAAGAGCUGGCCCAGAACAAGGAGCUGAGUGCAGCGUUGCUGGCCUUGGCCCAGGCCCAGGAUGCCCUGCGCAGCCAGCUGGCCGAGCAGCACCAGAGGGCUGAGGACACCACGCAAGGCCUUCACGGGGAGCUGGACCGAGUCAGGGGCCUCAUCAGCCGCAUGUUGCAUAGCAGAGUCAAGCCAGAUCCUGCUGCUUUGAACACAGAGCAAAAAAACAUGGAAAGAAAUAAUGAAAUUAAAGACAUGAUGGAGGACAUGAAGCGCAGCUAUGAGGAGGAGCAGCGGAAACUCAAGGACAAGAUUGAGUCGAUGGGAAAAGAGCAGCAGAUUCAAAACAGCCAGCAGAAACCAUCUGAGCAGAGUUUGACUUGUCUGUGCUGUCAGAGCCAAUUGAAGCAGGUCCAAGAAGACAACUCAAGGCUGCAGCUGCAAGUCAAAGAGCUUAAUGAGCAAUAUCGUGCAAGGCUGGUGUGCUAUUUAAGGGACAUAACUGAGUACAUCGAUAGCCUUGGAGGAAACAAAAUGCUGUCAGAGGGUAACAAGUUGAAGGCAUUUGUGGACAACAUGCUGAGGGACGUCCGCUCAUCCUACAGGGCUCGUGAGGAACAGCUUGCUACCGCCGCUCGAGCUUACAAAAAGAAUCUGCAGAGGAUCACCAAAACCCAUCACGCCCUGAUGAAUGCAUACAGGGCUCAGAGGGAGCAGAUUUUAUCCAAACCAGACAAAGGUCUGGAGCCUGGACCCCCAGAAGCCAAUUUCAACGUGGAACCCACUGAGCUGAGAGAGGAGUCAGAGAAGGUUCUCCAUCAGCUUGAGCUGGACAAGUCCAAACUGGAGGGUCAGCGGCAGGUGACUCGAAACCAGGUGGCAGUCCUCAAAACUCCUGUGGGGACAUCAAUUUGCCAGGAGAUGCCAAAACUGGAAAAGAUAUUUGAAGAAUCCUGGUUGGUCAUCAGGGAACAGCUGAAGGAGAUAACAGACUCCACUCUGGGGAGCUAUGAGAGGGAGCACAAGCUUCUCAUCACCAGAGCGACCGUUGCAGAAGCGCAGGUGUCACAGCUGCAGGACUAUAUUGACAAUCAUCUCGACAGGUAUAAACAGGAGGUUGCACAUCUCAGUCUUCUGCAUGGGAAAGAGGAGCCGUCACGCACACAGAGCACUCAUUAAUUCACUUAAUUACCAAAACACAUAAAAAUUUUACAACAUAAAGGUCAUUAUUCCAUUAGGUAAAUUAUACAAUUAAAACACCCAUUCCACACUUCUUUCAUUUGAUCACUAGGUGGUGUUUUCUUCCCCCUCCCUCUACGAUGACAUUCCCAAAGAAAUCCGGCCUUGAGAAAAAAAUGCCUGGAAUGUUUGUAAAGCUUAUGUCAAUUUCACGAGCUCGGGAGAAGAAAGCGCUGCGACAAUGAGGGGUCACCCUGGUGAGAAUAAUGUCAUUACAUGUUACCCAGACACGUACACGCCCGUCCCUGAAUGCUUUCCCUUCAAUGCUGCGGUGCUGCUCCAAGGCACUUUCCCAGAAUCAGCCUUCAUAUUUACGACCUCCCCUUUGAAAUUCAUUAUAUAGUGAAAGAGUCCCCUAGUGACUUUAAUGCCACAAUUUGUAACUGAAAUCAAAUCUAAAGGAAAACUUGGUAUAAUCUAAAAUGGAACUAGUCAGGGGAAUUAUGGGAAAACUGUCAUACAUUCAUGUCACCCCAUUCCCCUUUUGAGGGGGCAUGUCUGCCAUAUGAGAGGGGGGUGUGAAAACAUUGAGAGGAAUGGGAAGUGGGAUUUUGUUGGUAAUGUAUUACACUCCCAGGGCCCUGGGAAAGGGGGUGUGUGGUGGUACAGUGGCGGGGGUGCAGCUUGGGUCUGUGCCAACAUAGUCACUGUGCCAAAGUGCUGGGGAGCAGUCCUCACACCGACGGCUCUGUGGGAAAAAUCAAAAGCAGGUUGGUUCUUUGCUGCGCUGCUGACAAAGAUGGUGUGUUGCAAUGUGUGAGGAAGAAUCAUCCACAAACAUCAAAUGAAAAAUUUUGCAGAAGAAGAAACAGUCACUUAGAAGUCUGAUGGAAAAGUGUUUUACACGUGAAAACACGGUAGUAUGCAUGCCAGGCCCUUUGUAGCAACAUUUUAGGUGGUUGGUUGCUCUUAUUUCUUCAUAGGGUACGUGUUAUCCUAUUCACCACAUUAAUGAAAGCAAACCUCCGCUGUUAGGCAGAAUUGACUUUUUAACAGUCGUAUGUGUUUCCGGAAAGUUUUUUUUAUGAGCAAAAAUAUAUCAUCUCACUCAGUUGUUUGCACCACUUUUGAGUCGCAGAGUUCACGGAGGACAGCUCUGUAAAAAACACAGGCUCCGCUACACAUCUUUAAAAAAGUGUGGAGCUCUGCCAACUAUCCGUCAGUCAGCUACUGGUGUGGGAGAUGUACUUGUGAUCAUUUAGAUUUUCGUCAGCAAAAAGGCUAACCUUGCAUGAUGUUGCUGUUAAAAUGUGACCGUGACUGUCUAGUCAGCCAGUGUUGUGUCUUGGUCAAACUAGUUUUGUUGAAAAGGGAAAUGUAGCAAUGUUCAUCACACAUGUCCAUGUUACCAACAAUACCUGUUUAAAAAAUGCUUUAUGAUAUAUCAUAUAAUCAGAAUUACUUAUCUCACUCUCCAAACAAACUUGUGAAUAUUAAUACCAGAAUUGUGUUCACUUGUAUUGUAUGAAUGUACUGUAACUAAGAAAUACUUUUUUUUUUACAUGAAUGCCAAUAGACUUCUUCUGUCUAGCUUGCGCCCAUACACUACCACAGUGACUCACUAUUGCCUCUUGUGGACACAAGUGGCAUUGAUGAGUAGAUGCUAAUACAGUCAUGGAAAAAAUUAUUAGACCACCCUUGUUUCUAAAGAGUGAAAACAAAAAUAGCUCAUAAGAGUUACAAUUUUUGGCAGUACAAUGCUAUAGCUAUUAAUGUAAGAACUUAACUGUUUUUGGUUGUUAUCAAGAAAAGCAUGGAAGUUGCUAGAUAUAUGCUCCUAAAUUAAACUCUUAUUUAUAUAGAUCUAUAUUUGUUAUGAUCAUUAUAUUUGUCCAAACAAAUGUACCUUUAGUUGUACCAGGCAUUAAAAUGGAUCAAUAAACUGUAGGGUGGUCUAAUAUUUUUUUUUUCAUGACUGUAUGUACAGCAUAUGUCAUAAGUUCAUUUAUUUGGGGAGUCAGUGUUUUUAAAAAAAAACAAACAAAAAAAAACACUGGACCUAAGCAUGUGUCAGCAGAAUAAACCCGUAAAUACAUUAUAAAUCAAGCCUAAUCAACAUCACACAGCCAGUUAGCAUCUCAUGCUAACCCUCUACUUUGAUUUAUGUCGUUGUUGACACUUUGUGCACAGAUUUGUUUUGUGACCAGCACAGUGGGGAAAAAAGAUUGGAUGAAUGAGUUAUCCUGAGGAUGGGAAGCAAAGGGAAGCGCUGGAGAGGAAGUACCUCACAUGUGCUGCGAUGGGCCGCUCAUCAAGAGUUCCUUUGUUUUAGGAGGUUAAUGCUUAAUUGAUACAGGCUUAAUGAGAACGAGCUUGUGGGCGAAGAGUGUGUGUGAGCCAGUGGCUGGACGGGCUGGCCAUAAUUGGAACAGACAAGCCUUGUGUGCCGGAGUGCACUGGGAAGAGAUUUAUGGGAAUGCAAGGAACAGGAGUGGGAAUGAGGAAGAAAAGGUGACAUUGAGGAUGAAGAAUGUGCAGGCGGUGGGAAUUUGGCGAUGAUGGUGUAGGGAUAUCAUGAGAAUGACGUCGGUAUCAAUGGAAAGUGAACAGGAAACGUCAUGAAAGCACCACAUGUACUAGUUCAAAUGUGUGUGGUGACUUGAUAGCAAUUACCCAACUAAUUGCAAAGCUUUGCAAUCCUGAAAAACUGUUACCAUCAUUUUGUGGGACACCUGUCUCUUUUUUUCUGACAAAUUGUCUUUUGCCCCCAACCCCCACCAUCCCUCUGCUUUGCGUCUGACUAUUCAUGCAAGAGUCCCCAGCUCCUCUCCAGACAAGCUUUCAGCACCAAGACUGGAGAGGCAUUAAGAGGGGCGGGGUGCGGGGGGAGACAGAGGCUGAUGGGGUGGUUGCAUGCACUUCAGCAAACCUUGAAGAAUUGGUACCGAAAGCUAUAGACAUUCUGGGUGGCUGCAUCAAAGGGGGGAAAAAAGAAAUAAUGACAAGUGAAAUAAAAAAAAAAAAAAGAGGAGCCGGCGUGCAUAUUAAGUGAAGAGAAGGUUUGGAAGGAAAACAAAUUAGAGUAUUUGGAAGUGAGGCUUGACUGAGAUGAAAAGUGAAGAGGAGAGGGAGAAUUUAGGGUGAGAAAAGAAAAGCAGAGGUACAGUAAAGGGUGAGAAAGACAGGGGAGGGAUGGACCAGAGCGAGUGAGAAUGAGGCUGAGGGAAGGAGGAGAGAGACCCCUCUGCUUUCCCACACUCGGGCCCGUUCCCACACUGGACCUGCCUAAUCCCUGUCUUAAUUGGGGGAGAAUUCCAGCGCACAUGUUCGCCUCAGCUGAGCAAAGGCUGGUUGGUUGGAUAGCUGGAUGGCUUGUGACAUGCACAAAGUGAGCGUGCACGUUGCUGCAAUAUAAACAUGCUGUGUGACUGUCCGCACACCUUGUGCAUACUGUCAAUGUACACCAAACGUGACCACUGAUAUUAGUUUGUUUAAAGGACAACUCUGUUCUAUUCAUUCGUUCUACACACACCGUUUACAGCUCAGUUCAAUUUUAAUAGAAGUGUAUUUACUGAGGUGUCACAAGACUCUUGGUUCACGAAAUGAGACAAUGCACAAGAUUGGAUCUGCGAGAACAAGACGAGACCAGAUUUUAACAUUACUUUUAAUAAAAGUACAAUGAAGAAAUGUAAAACAAAGAUUACAACAUAUUGCAAUCUACUAAUUUAAUUUCUACUACAUUGCACUCUGUGUGUACGCUACCAGCCCCACCUCCAUCCACCGUGACAAAGAGACUAACAAAAAGGGCUCGCGCCAUUCAUUCCGUUGUUCUAUGGAACAAACACGCCAAGGUGCUGAAACCAAUGCAUAGAGUGAAUCCUUUUCCUUCCUGUUUGAAGGCGGGAGACGAGAAAAACAGACACAUGGCAAUAUAUUGAGGCCAGCAAAAUUAUGUAAUUAAUUUUCAUUUAUUGUGUGAUUAAUUUAUGAUCAUCCCAGGCCUAGUGCCCACGAGACAGUUUUUUUUUCUGAACGAGAAAUCUUGUCACAUUUUAAUCUCACUGGAUCUUGUGACACCCCUGGUAUUUACUGUACCCCAUAAAGCUAUAAUUUCGCGACAUUGUUUUACAAACAUUUUUUAGGAAUACAUUGUAACACAAAUUGAAAUAAUCUGUUCCAGUGUGAAACUGUCACCAGCAUAAAAACUGUACAGGCAAUGUUUAAAGUGACAUUUUAAUGUUUCUAAAACAAAAACCAAUCAAGACUCACUCUUUAAUGACUCAUGACUUAAACUUUACUGCUAAAUGUAACAACAAUAAAGCAAUCAAAACUCACUUUUUUAGAAUGACUGAUGAAAGCAUAUGUAAAGUACAAAAAGGAUACACAUAGGCAAAUACAAAUUGACGGCGUAGACAUUGGGUCGUAAUAGAUAAUAUGAACUGGAAAUCUCACAUUAAAAAUACACAACAUAAAGUGGCAAGAAAUUACUCAAUACUGAAUAAAAAAAAUUCGUUCUAGACCAAAAAUCACUCCAUACUCUCUACUGUUCUCUGGUAUUACCAUUCAACAACAGGUUGGACAAAUUUCUUAAUAACAAUGAAUUACUAGCAGACAGCCAAUACAGAACUAACAUUUCAACUUCCAUGGUGUUAAUCGAAAUGACUGAGGAUAUGACCAAUGCUGUAGACUGUAGAAAGUGCGCAGGUUCAGUAUUUUUGUAUUUGACAAAAGCCUUCGAUACAAUUAAUCACAAUAUCCUAAUUACAAAAUUAGAAAGAUAUGGAAUCAGAGGAUUAGCUUUGAACUGGGUGAAAAGUUACUUAGCAGACAGGAGGCAAAAUGGGAAGAUACUAGGAGAAUAUACAGUACAUCUGCGAGCUUGAAGGUAUUGUGCGGCGUACCCCAGGGGUCAAUACUGGGACCAAAACUGUUCAAUUUAUACAUAAAUGACAUCUGUAAAGUCGCGAAGGACUUGAAACUGGUAUUAUUUGCACAUGAUACAACCGCAUUCUGCUCUGGAGAUAGCACACAGGAACUAAUUUUAAAAAGUACAAAAAGGAUACACAUAGGCAAAUACAAAUUGACGGCGUAGACAUUGGGUCGUAAUAGAUAAUAUGAACUGGAAAUCUCACAUUAAAAAUACACAACAUAAAGUGGCAAGAAAUUACUCAAUACUGAAUAAAAAAAAUUCGUUCUAGACCAAAAAUCACUCCAUACUCUCUACUGUUCUCUGGUAUUACCAUAUCUAACUUACCGAUAUGGGGAAACAACUCUAAAAGUACACUGCACUCACAAACCGUGCUACAAAAAAGGUCGGUUAGGAUGAUCCAUAAUGUCGCUUACAGGGAACAUACAAAGCCUUUAUUCCGAAAAUCACAAUUAUUAAAAUUUGCUGAUCUGAUCAACUUUCAGACAGCUAAAAUGAUGCAUAAAGCAAACUAUAACAUGUAACCCAAAAAUAUAAAACAAUUAUUCUCAACAAAAGAGGAGAAAUAUGAUCUUAGGGACAAAUUAAACCUAAAACACUUAUAUGCAUGGACUACACUAAAAACCUUCAGCAUUUCUCUGUGUGGAAUCGAGCUAUGGAACGGCUUGAGUCAGGAACUCAAACAAUGCACUAAAAUGAGCCAUUUCAAGAAACGGUACAAGCAGUUGAUGUUUAUAAAGUACAAGGAAGAAGACGCCUGAACCACUGUGCACGUACAAUACUAUAUCUAACCAGUCUUACAUUGACUACUAACUCUUCUUUUUCGGUGGGUACAUUGUCUGUACUCACACAUUGUCAAAAUGUGUCCCUGUCAACUUUUUCAUCAGCUAUUAUCAAUUUAUUACCAUCAUUAAGUUGUUGUUGUUGUUGUUGUACAUUCAGCAAAUGUAUUGCAACUGAUGUGAAACGGAUGAGGGGUAGGAUUUGCUUCUUCCUACUCCUUUUUGGAAACGCAGAACUGUGAAUUGUGUUAUGUGAUGUGCACUGUAGUUUGCGUGCAUGUUCAAGAUAAAUUAAACCACUACCAUUUUUUAAAUGUCAUGCAAGUGUAAAAAGAAGUUCACUCCUAUUCCUAGUUAAAAGUAAAACACAUUUUCCUUUUUAAUGUUCUUAUUUGUCAUACAAGUCUAAAAAGAAGUUAACCCCUGUUUAUAAUAAAACGGAAACAUAAAGCUGCAGAGUCACUCUUAAAGUUAAUGACAGAGGCAAAUGCGAAGGUAAGUCGCAUGCAAAGAUGCGUGUCACACGUUAUUUUGCACAGACGUUAACCACUAUUAAUAGUAACUAAAUGCACAAUUAAUUGUUUGACAUUCCCUCAAAAGCGGUCCAACAUGACAGUGGUUCAAAAUGUGAAAAUGUUGUGCGACUUUAGAGACAUAUUUUUUUGCCCCUGCAGGGGAACUUAAGUCUUUCCACCUACAGCUGUGGUAUGUUCUUUUACGCCACUGUUGUAAAUGCAAAACAUGAGCUAAAUGUGCAUUUGCCAACAAGCAAAUAAAUAUAUACUAAAUGCUAACUAAUCUGUGAAAUAAACAUGAUCUGAUCACUUGAUUGGAUUAUUCCAGCACCAUUAUCACCAGUGAUGUAAGUGUGCUUCAAUACUAAAACAUAAGCACCCGCACAGAUUUCAUAACACAAACGAUAUCAUAUUUCACAGCUAUUCUCACGUACUUGCAACACAGUGCCAGCCAGUAUCAGUUGACACACCAUGCCCCGAGGCUGCAAAACAUUGAGUAAAAAAAAAAAACAACCUUGCAAGGAGAUACUAGUAACACAACAAAACGACAGAGUGAGUGGCAGUUUCGUUCCUGCCUACCUCUUGGCUCAACACAAUGGAAGUGGCGCAGUGUUGUUCCUGAGGAGGUAACUCAAGUCUGAGGAGAAACAGACAGUGAGUGCACACAGGAGGCAUGGCAGGAUUAGAUGUAUGACAAGGGCGGAAAAGAAGGAUGUUUCUCAACUUUUAAUCCAAAUCCUUGCGGUUAAUUUGUCAGGUUUAGGCUGAAUAGAAGCAGGUGUUUGGAAACAGGAUACGGGGUUUAA
Dunckerocampus dactyliophorus (ringed pipefish) is the source of this 8629-nucleotide messenger RNA. It is a transcript of the gene ccdc78, whose product is annotated as coiled-coil domain containing 78. The transcript has 14 exons. The record is from RefSeq and is a predicted model, not a curated record. Gene Ontology annotation, cellular component: cytoplasm. NCBI's taxonomy places the organism in Eukaryota, Metazoa, Chordata, Actinopteri, Syngnathiformes, Syngnathidae. Bases 1 to 1599 code for a protein of 532 amino acids.